Molecule: messenger RNA, 2655 nt
Organism: Bombina bombina (fire-bellied toad)
Lineage: Eukaryota; Metazoa; Chordata; Amphibia; Anura; Bombinatoridae
Gene: CYTH1
Product: cytohesin 1
Exons: 13
Coding region: 177-1370 (397 amino acids)
Biological process (GO): regulation of ARF protein signal transduction
Molecular function (GO): guanyl-nucleotide exchange factor activity
Source: RefSeq, a predicted model, not a curated record
UCCCUCUGCUCCUUCAGCUCAGGUCUGCAGCUGUCAGAGUGUAGUGACUGAGUUCAGUGAUACUUCACUGGGUACUGGGAUCGGAAUAGCCCACUUUCCAAAGCAAAUACAGAGAGUUCCAAGGAGACUACUUGGAUCAGUGCGUUUUGGGGAAUCCCACAAUAAACACCAGGAAAAUGGUGUGGAAUACAGAUGGACCCAGUGACCUGACCCCAGAGGAGCAGCAGGAGCUGCAAAACAUCCAGCGUCGAAAGCAGGAAUUGCUGGCAGACAUACAGCGGCUGAAGGAUGAGAUAGCAGAAGUUACGAAUGAAAUUGAAACAUUGGGAUCCACUGAGGAAAGGAAGAACAUGCAAAAGAGCAAACACGUAGCGAUGGGAAGGAAAAAAUUUAACAUGGACCCUAAAAAGGGUAUCCAGUUCCUAAUAGAAAAUGAGCUAUUGAAGCACACGUGUGAGGAUAUAGCACAGUUUCUAUACAAGGGGGAGGGUCUGAAUAAGACAGCUAUUGGAGACUACCUGGGAGAAAGAGAUGACUUUAACAUCCAAGUCCUUCAUGCCUUUGUGGAACUUCAUGAAUUUAUGGAUCUUAACUUAGUGCAGGCACUACGUCAGUUUCUGUGGAGUUUCCGUUUGCCUGGAGAGGCCCAAAAGAUCGAUCGGAUGAUGGAAGCAUUUGCUCAGCGUUAUUGUCAAUGCAAUCCAGGAGUUUUUCAGUCCACAGACACAUGCUAUGUCCUGUCGUUUGCAAUAAUCAUGCUGAACACAAGUUUGCACAAUCCCAAUGUGAAGGACAAGCCAGGUGUAGACAGAUUUAUUGCCAUGAACCGUGGUAUCAAUGAUGGAGGGGACCUCCCUGAAGAUCUUUUGAGGAAUCUGUAUGACAGUAUAAAGAAUGAGCCUUUUAAGAUUCCAGAGGAUGAUGGAAAUGACUUGACUCACACCUUCUUCAACCCUGACCGGGAAGGCUGGCUCCUAAAGUUGGGAGGUGGUCGAGUAAAGACAUGGAAGAGACGCUGGUUCAUUCUUACAGACAACUGUCUUUACUACUUUGAAUACACAACGGAUAAGGAACCCCGUGGGAUCAUACCUUUAGAAAAUCUUGGCAUCAGGGAGGUGGAAGAUUCUAAAAAGCCGAACUGUUUUGAACUGUUCAUCCCAGAUAACAAGGAUCAGGUGAUAAAGGCUUGCAAGACUGAGGCUGAUGGGCGUGUGGUGGAAGGGAACCAUACUGUGUAUCGCAUCUCUGCACCCACACCUGAAGAGAUGGAUGAAUGGAUGAAAUGCAUAAAGGCUGCCAUCAGCAGGGACCCAUUCUAUGAAAUGCUAGCUGCUAGGAAGAAGAAAGUUUCCUCCACCAAGAGGCAUUAGAGACUCAUCCCAUGGUGUUGACCCCAAUGCCAGCUUCAUACUAUGGAUACUCCCAGACCCUUUAAAAUGUUACUAAUGAACUUGGUACAAAGGGAGUGUUUCCUGUGCUAGAAGAGCCAUGGGGAAUGUGGAAGAACUGAGGAGUCAUGAUAUCUUAUGCCCAAUCACCUCUCUCAGCUGGACUGAGACAAUGUAUUGGGAAACUGGAAUGAAACUUCUCCUUCACAGUCUAUAACUUCUAAAGCUGACUCACCGCAGGUGAUAAACCAGACGGCCACCACUCGCUUCUCUUGGCCAUUGCGGGUAUUGACCUUUAAAUGCCUCCAUGACACAUAAAUGUUUUCAUGUAAAAUCCUGUACUGUGGCUUUGAAUAAUUGGCUCUGACAUUUUUUUUUCUGCUCCAGUAUAUUCUGAAACCUUAAACAUGGAUCACAGCCAUUCUGUAGUCCCAGGUGCAGAGAUAGACGUCCUGGAGACAUCGCUGUCAUGUAUAACAAGAGGGUAUUGUGAAGUCUGUGGGAGUAAAUUAUGUGCCAGCAUUACACCUUCCUCACAAUAACGCUUAAAACUGGACAGCAGCUGCUCUUUUAGUUAUCAAAAUGUGGUCUACUACGGAUGCUGACCAGAGCUCCAUACCCCCUACAAACAGAAGAAUCGGUACAUUAAGGGUCUUUUUUACCCCAGAACUGUCAACAGGAUCAUUUUGCAGAGACAUAACUUGGUGAUCCCACAUGACUGCCUAGGGUGUAAAUGAAUUGCUUAUUUACCAAAACUCAGGCUCUUAAUCCCCCUGCUCUUGAGGCCAGUGUCUUUUCCCAGAUGUCUGGGAGAAGAUGCAGAGAAUGGGGGAAAACCUCCUAACUGUGCAGAAAUAAAGCCAUUGAGUGUCUUUUUCUAAUAAAAGCCCAUAUUUUUGCUUUGUUCUUUAUUAGAUGUAUCCAUUUUGUACCCCUCCCUAUGCACUUGCCCAGUGGAGGGCAUUUGCUAUGAAGCAGUGUUAUCUAUAUGCUAUUUAUAAGAGAUGUAAAUAAUUUAUCUACGUUUUUUUGUCUUUUUUUUUUUUUUUUAAAAAAAAGCUUAUUUUGUAUAUGUUCCAGAAAAAAAAAAGAAUGCCUUGGGGGGUGGGGAUAUCUUAUUUUGUCUAACUCAUCUCAAGAGAUGCAUGUGUGAACCUGGAACUUUUGUAUUUUUACCUACUUGCUCUCAAUCUGUUUCUUGCUUCUUUGCUACAGCCUGUAAAGUGAGGCAGGUAAAACUGCAUUCAAUAAAUCACAGAUGUAUCAA